UUCAGCCGUCGAGGCAUGCACCUUACCUUUAUGCGCGCACAGCGCUGGAAAUCAUGCGGAUAAAGUGGGAAAACGUCGGGGAUGCUGUGAAGUCUCUUCUCCCCGCUGUCUGGGUCGCUCUGAGCGUCUGUUCCGCGGCUGUCCGCGGACAGCAGGGUAAUGGCUGUGGACACACAGUGCUGGGAGUGGAGUCUGGCACCGUCGCCUCCCAGAACUACCCAGGCACCUACCCCAGUAACACCUGGUGCACGUGGAGGCUCCGCGUGCCGGAGGGCCGGUCGCUGCUGCUGCUUUUCGGAGAUUUUGACGUUGAGAGCAGUCCCGGCUGCGGCAACGGCUCUUUGCUGAUCACAGAUAAAACUGGACAAAGCAUUCUGGGUCCAGCGUGCGGGAAACUUAGUGCGGCACAAAAAAAUAUAACGCUCCAGAGCAAUGAAGCGACCGUAACGUUCAGGUCAGGCCCGCACCGGUCUGGACGAGGGUUCCUGCUGUCCUACGCCACAGAGCAGUAUCCAGACCUUAUUUCCUGCGUCCGCCGAGGAUCUCAUUUUAACUCGCAGCAUUUGAGGGUUUACUGCCCCGCUGGAUGCAGGAAUGUAACGGGCGACGUCUGGGGGAACGCUGAAUCCGGCUACAGAGACACCUCGGUCCUGUGCAAGUCGGCGGUCCAUGCUGGAGCCACGUCCGACAGUCUGGGAGGUCGCAUCACUGUGAAUCGGGAGAAAAGCCUGACGCUUUACGAAUCCACGUUCGCGAAUGGAAUCCUGUCUAAAACGGGAUCUUUAUCAGAGAAGAAGUUGCUGUUCAGCCAAGAAUGUAAAAACAUCCUGCCUGUGUCUGGUUUAAACGCCUCGUCUUUCUGGGAUAAGAACGGUGCAGAGCACAGGAUGUUCUGGUCCCCGAGAAACAUGGACCGCAGCCACGAGUUCCUCCUGUGGGCAGCGGACAGCGCCGAUCCCAACCCGUGGGUGGAGAUGGAGCUGAGCGACAGAAGCACCAUCACCGGAAUAUUGACAAUGGGAUCAAAUGAGUACUACAUAAAAACCUACGUUCUCCUUUUUAGCAAAGACAGAAAGAACUGGAAGCUUUACAGAGGCGCUCUGAGCAAAGAGAAGAAGGUGUUCGAGGCCUACACCGACGGCCACCUCAGGGUGCUCAACAGCCUGCUCCCUCCUGUGGUGGCUCGGUUUGUUCGCCUGCAGCCGCUCACCUGGCACGGCAGGGUCUCCGCCCAGCUCCGAGUUCUCGGCUGUCCUGUUGCAAAGGUCACGCCGAGGUCACGUUCAUCCGGAGAGUCUCCGUCCAUCAAAGUUAGCGUGGGCACAUCACGCCCAGACCCAUCCACGGCCUCCACAGAGGGACCGGUGUUAGUGGAAACAACACACAGCUCCAGCCAGCCGGCGAUGGUGGCGGUGGGCGUGGUCCUGGGCCUGAUAAUGUGCGGGAGCUGUUUGUUGGUUGGAAUCUGGUGGAGGCGAAGGAAAAAAGAUUCACAGCUGAAGUACUCGUUGCCCACAAGUUGUCAGAGUUUCAAAGUGAAAAGUCCUCCCUGCUCACAGUCGGAGCUCAUCUCCUAUCCCCUGGAGCGAAAUGUCCAUGAUGCACUGCCGAACCCCCCCCUCAACGACUACGCCGAGCCGGCUCUGACGGCGCUCGGGCAGAAGGUGGGCUCGACCUUCAGGCCGUCCUCCAGCGAGGGCUACACCACUCCCUUCACGUGCAGCCACUACGACACUCCCGGCAGCGUGCCGGAGUACGCCGAGCCCCUCCCCCCGGAGCCCGAGUACGCCACGCCGUUCAGCGAGCAGCCGCCCGAGCCCAAGCCGCCGGCCCUGAUGGGGACGGGCCACGGGUGCCGCGCCCCGGCCGCCCCGGCGCCGGGCCACGGCCAGUACGACUGCCCGUCGCACCGCAUGCUGUUCAACGGCUACUGCACCCCCGUGCUCCACGCCAGCGGCCCCAGACCGGUCAGCGCCGUGUACGCAGAGCCCACGUCACGGGACUGUCUGCUGCAGAAGCACACUUAUGAAGAGCCUUUGUGAGAACCGCGAGCGCCAACAGAGAGGAAGCGGCCGCUUGAGACUCCAGACGAGCGCGUGGUGUGAUCUGAAGAGGACUCGGAGCUGGACGGCGCGGUCCGGAGCGCACUAAUGCUGGUCAUCCAAUGGGAGCGACGCUACUCUGGACCGCCACACACUCAAGAGCACACACACUGUGACCUGAGAGCCAUAUGGACACAAAUCUUUCCUCCCAGGAAGUAUGUUGGAGAAAAAUGUGCUUUGUUUUUGUUUUUCUCAUGACGCACACAGAAGAGAGGAGCCUGGUUGUGUCUCAGGAGAUCAUGUUUAUUGAUAAAAUCACACUGCACUUUCCAGAAACACAGAAAUGUGACCUUUUCCGUCUAUAUAACAGGUUGAAGAAAACAUGAAUUGUCCUCACAGAGCAUUUUACUCACAAUGUGUAUUUUCUAACAUUUUUUUAUGGAAAGGAUUAAGAAGCACUGAAAAUGAUGCGCUGUGACAGUGUUCAGGAGAAGUUGCAAUGAGUUCAUUUAACCACUAGGUGGCUCCGGUGACCUCCAGAUGUAACGGACACUGUGCUUGUUCUCCUCAUUAACCAUUUGGAAGAGGCGCUGUGAGAUUAUAGAAUAACAUGUUCAAACUCGUACAACAGAAGUACAGCGAGGCAGGGCGCUUUCAGCCUUUCGCAAACACACCAAAGCUGCUGAGAUCCCGACAAACUGCUUUUCUCGCUCGAGAAGAUAUAUCGCAAAGCCUUAAUGUCAAUUGAACAUUUCCAGCAUAUGGCCUUCACGUUAUGUUUUACUGCGCUUCCUCUUCUAAUCUGAACAUCAAUGCCCACAAAUUCCACUGGAUUCUUCCAUUUUUACAUGGAAAACCGUGUUUUUGAAUUGACCGUUGCUAAAUUAUUAAUUGAAUUUGUCACACUGCUGUUCUCAUUUAUUAUGGUCCUGGAAACCUACAGAAAUGUAUAUUUAAUAUAGAAAAUUUGUAAUUUUUUUUUUUUUCCUGUUACAAGGCAUUGUGUAUAAGAAAGGGUCAGCUGCCAGGUUAUUCAGUAAGAAAAUGUUACUAAAGCUUUGUGUCGUCACAGUACAGCAAAGGGUAAUAAGUUUUCCACUGCAGAAUAAGGCACAAUAAAAACGUAUCGACAA
Molecule: messenger RNA, 3175 nt
Organism: Salarias fasciatus (jewelled blenny)
Lineage: Eukaryota; Metazoa; Chordata; Actinopteri; Blenniiformes; Blenniidae
Product: discoidin, CUB and LCCL domain-containing protein 1
Exons: 15
Coding region: 54-2042 (662 amino acids)
Cellular component (GO): plasma membrane
Molecular function (GO): signaling receptor activity
Source: RefSeq, a predicted model, not a curated record